AUGUUAACCACCUUGGUGGUUCGGCUCCUCGUCGGAGCCCUCCUUGCGACAUGCGUUGCCGCCAAUGACGCUGGAGAUGACUUCUCCAACAACCUGUUUUCUGAUUUAGCGCCACUGUUAGCGCUGUUUGGGGAGAGAGUUACCAUGCAAUUCAUGAGUCAAUCCACGGGAUGGUCCGACAAUGUUAUCCUGGCCGUGGCCCCGCUGGGCAUCAUUACUGCCGUCAUCGGGGCUAUUAGGGUUGGCGGCCCGACGUGGCUUCGAGCUAUUAUCGGGAGGGCAAGGGAGAACCGGGCGGUAGUCGAGGCCGAAUUAAUGUCCUCGACUUCUAAGGAGGUCUGCGAGCUGUGGAACGGUCGGGAUAUUGUACGUGUAAUGGGGGCGGGACCGAUCCGUGAAUUCAUCAUCCUCAUCCCCGAGGAGGGUGACGGAGAUCGAGGGUCGGUAAAGGAGGUACAGGUAAAGGGGUUGAUGAAUCGUAAAAACGAGGUCCAUGAGGUUCAGGAUCGAUACCUUACUGAGUACGUGCGCACGUUCCAGGACAGCAUCUUCGACCCCUCGAAGAUAGUCGGGAUGUUCAAGUCAAUUCUCAAGAAGAACAACCCCCCGCAUAGUGGUGAUCUCGAGGAAGCCAUGCACAUGACGCUGGAUGACACCUGUUCCAAGGUGCCCGACACAGGCAACAAUCCGGGGCUCGGGACUGACCGUGACAACCGCCCAGUUGUGGUUAUUCGGAAUUUGGACGUGCCCGCGCCUAGCCUCACGCUCAAUGUACGGAGUCGGGUAAGCCGGGGAGAGCUAUAUCUGGUUGCGUUAUUCGGUACUCUCCUUCAGCUCGGCGUCCUAGUCUUUUCUGGGUUUACUGCGUACCACCCUACGCUUAACUCUAACUGGCUCAAGGAUGGGAAGGCUGUCGCCGACUACGCCUUUCCUUGUAACGCGAUAGGGACCCUGUUGUUGGUAACAGGUGUACUCAUUUGUAGCCACGUUGUCGAGGGUGCCACAUUGGAAAGACGAUACCGGCCAGUCGGGGACGAGGCCCGUGUUGUAUGGCUGCAACAGUCGGGCACAGUUAACGACCAGACCUUCGAAUCAUUUGCUAUAUUCCCCAGGCAACCCCAAACAAUAAUCACAACGUCCCAGCGCAAGGAUACACACGGUUCGUCACCUACUUUGGUACUUGGAGAGACCAUCGCCGUUAUCGGAGCAACGAUCAGCCUCUGCGGCUUCGUCGCUCAGUUUGUUGGCUUACGCGGGAUGCAUUGGUCGUCAUCGAUCGCCCAGCUAAUCGCGGUAGCCUUGAUGGUGGGCCUUAGGGCAUGGGUUCGCCGCAAUCUCGCACAGUUGCCGGCAUCCCAGCGUUUACUUUCAGGCCACGAGUUAGACUGGUUGGCUAUGACUCUAACUAGCGGACUCGCGAGAGCGUCCUGGCGCAUUCCCCUCAACAACGGCGGGGCCACCCAGGCUGGGAACAACGGAGAUGCCUCCCAAAACAACGGCGAGCUGGAUCGGUCGAGCAGACCGUGGGAUUGGAAAACCGCCGCUGUUGAGCCCCUGGGAAAGCUCCAAGCGCUGGAAGACACCAAUACUGCGAGUUCUGACGGGCCUGAAAAUCCAUUAGCAACAAGGGCUCACAGAGCAAUGAUGUUAAGAAGAGAUCUUGGUGAGGUGUCGGACUGGCAAGGACCGGCAUCCGCCGAGGCAAUUGCUCUGGCGCGUGCGAUUGAGAUUACCAUGGACACACUGUUUGGCACAGAACCAGGAGGCAAUGAGAAUCUUACCUGGCACCUCUCUACUUCGAGCUCUUCCGCGGGAUCAUCGGUAGCAUUUCGUGUGGAGCGACUCAGGACCGGACACUGGAAGGCUUUCUCGGACGAGCUCGAAGCCGGACUAUCGCUGUGGCUAUACUCGGUGGCUAACCUUGAAGAAACACCGGAGAAUGGUGUAGGGGGUAACCAGCAAGUGGAACAUGGGAAUCGCAGGACCAGCGAGAGAGGAUCCCUUGUGUUUAAAUCAAUGCGAGGAGAAGAUGACAAGUGGCUGCGUAUCAAGGGAAAACAAACAAAGCGUAGCCUCCGACUCCUAGGCCCAUUUACCGACACCCUAAUCCAGGAGCUCCGGUGGUGGAUACCUGUGUUUAGUGAUACUAACGUUAUCGGGGCAUAUAUGGAGAGUGAGCGACAAGGCCGCAACAACAUGAUCGAGGUGAAGAACCAUCGAAUAGUCGGGCCUGCGUCCACCUGGGGCCCUGGCUCAUAUAUCUGUCACAGUCCUAUCCCCGGCGAGGGUGCUUCUACCUCUGAUGACAGCAGUAUGGCGUUGACACCCGAUCAAGCCACUUGGACCGUGGCCGUGGACUCCUCCGUCCCUCUCGCCACAUUAUAUGCUCUGCACAUGUUCACUGCCUUCAUGUGGGCUGUGGCGAAGAGGAUGACGGCGCCGAUUCCAGGUGGAGCCGGCAUUCGGCCUUCAGAAGGGGGCAGCGCGCCCAUGGGGUGGAAGUCAUUCGCGCUGCACAACGGGAAACUUCACAAGAUGGCCCAAGACAUCCACAGCACCGGACUUGGAACCCUAGGAGACGUCUACCUUGCUAUCAUUCCACCCCUGAGCAUCGAACGGAAGUUACCACAGCCCGACGCCAUCAUUGAAUGGGCACAAGGGCGGGCCUAUCCACGUGGGCAGUUUGCGCCCAUGGACGGGACAACUGAAGUCUGUCUGUGGCUUCUUCAGGUAACGAAGGGGUUGCGAGAAGAUAUCGUGGGCAGGGCGGUCGCCGUUCUGAUGGAACACUUGAGGGUUGUCAACGAUACUAUCAAGCUAUUCGAAGCUCUGCACUCUCCCAGGUCACAGAUCCAGCGGUUGAACAAGGACAGGGAUAUCAUGACAAAAGCUUUGGAUGGCGUUGACGAUGGGGUGUUGGCGUUCAUUUUGGGGCUCUAUCAACUUCAACGUCGGCCUUGGAACAUUGCCUUGCCCCGAGCAAUUCAGCCCUUAGACGAGCGAGACGUGAUUCCCAAGCUCCAGGGCCUUCCCGAAAUUAAACGUGUUCCCGGCUUAUCCGUCCGGGGGUCUGCCCCACCUGUGGUUUUGGGCGAGAAAGAUGCGCUUGGUUGGACAGCUCUCAACUAUGCGAUCAGCCGCUCAUCGGGAGUGGACAAAUUCUUCGAUAUAAGCCCGGGAGAGCACCUUAAUAUUCGAGACCUCCAAGGAGCGGACCUCAACACUCGAGAUCUCCAGGGACGGACACCACUGCACCAUGUUUGCCAGACUAACCAGGCGAGCGAUCUACAUCAACUCAUACGAGCGAAAGCUGACAUCACCGCACGAGAUAUUUACGGAAUGACGCCCUUGCACUUGGCUGCGCAUUCCGGGACUGGUGAAAUGGUGAGGAUGCUGGUAAACGCUGGGGCAGAUAUAAACCAGACAGAUGGGUCGAGAAAUACGCCACUGCAUCUUGCUGCGUUUGCAGGAAGCAAAGAAGCUCUCAUCGCGUGUUUGGAAUAUGCAAACGUGACGUUGCGCAACAACCAGGCGGGAACCGCCUUGCACCUGGCUGCGAUUAGGAGGAAGGGAAGUGCUGAGGAGAGGGCUGAGAUAAUCAAGACUCUUGUUGAGAAUUCGGGCAUCGACAUAGAGGCAGUGGGGAGUCACGAGUUGACGCCGCUAGAGUAUGCUGCAGAGACCGGGCAUGACGAUGCCGUCAAGCUUCUCAUUGAAAUGGGCGCUAGCAUUGAAGGUAGCGAUGGUGGUGGUUCGCUUCUGGUCCCGAUACACUUCGCUGCUGAAAACGGGCACACGGCUGUUGUCAAGGUUUUUCUUGACCAAGGCGUCGAUAAGGAGAUCAAAAGUCUGACCGGCGAUACGCCGUUACACUGCGCCGCCAGACGCGGACACGAGGCUGCUGUUCGGCUCCUCAUCGAGGAAGGUGCUGACAAGGAAACAAGAAAUGGUUCUGGCUUAACACCGCUAUUGCGUGCCGCUGAAGGGGGGCACGAGGCAGUUACUCGGUUUCUCCUCGAGCAAGGUGUUGAUAAGGAGGCGAAGGACCGCCAUGGCCAGACAGCACUGCACACAUCUGUGAUCUAUGGGCAUAUGGCUGUUGUUAAGCUUCUCAUCGAGCAGGGCGCGGAUAUGGACGUGAAGAAUAAUAAGGGGUCGACAAUCCUGCACCUUGCUUGUCGUAACUUGGUGGAUCCUGUCAAGUUUAUUAUCGAACAAGGUGCUACGGACUUGGAGGUGAGGGAUAAUGACGGGUGUACCCCGCUACACUAUGCUGCUGACAGUGGGGCGGUGCACGUUGUCAAGCUUCUUAUCGCACUGGGCGCUGAGGUUGGGGUCAAAAACAAUAAAGGCGAAACACCAGCGAUGGUGGCGCGGGGCGAGUACAUUUCGGAAUUGUUGACACUGUAG
Molecule: messenger RNA, 4410 nt
Organism: Dichotomopilus funicola
Lineage: Eukaryota; Fungi; Ascomycota; Sordariomycetes; Sordariales; Chaetomiaceae
Product: ankyrin repeat-containing domain protein
Exons: 3
Coding region: 1-4410 (1469 amino acids)
Biological process (GO): positive regulation of transcription by RNA polymerase II
Cellular component (GO): nucleus
Molecular function (GO): protein binding; transcription cis-regulatory region binding
Source: RefSeq, a predicted model, not a curated record